AUGGACUGGUUUUCUGUGCCUGUGCUCCUAACGUGGCUUCUCUUGCAGGUGGUCUGGAGCCAGACUGCUCCAGAGACUACUGAAAUAGACGUAGAUGGAGGAAUUGAUCAAGACAUCUUUGACAUCAAUGAAGCUUUAGGACUAGACCUUUUUGAGGGAGACAUCAAACUUGAUGGGAUGCAGGAGCGAAACUCCAUCAUUGGUGACAACUAUCGGUGGCCCCACGUUAUCCCCUAUGUCCUUGAUGAUAGCCUGGAAAUUAAUGCUAAGGGGCUCAUCCUCAAGGCAUUUGAACAGUAUCGACUCAAAACCUGUAUUGAUUUCAAACCUUGGGAAGGAGAGAAGAAUUAUAUAUCUGUGUUCAAAGGAAGUGGUUGCUGGUCCUCAGUGGGAAACCGCCAAGUGGGCUUGCAGCAGCUCUCGAUCGGAGCCAACUGUGACAGGAUUGGGACCAUUGAGCACGAGUUCCUUCACGCGCUGGGCUUCUGGCACGAGCAGUCGCGGUCCGACCGGGAUGACUACGUGUCCAUCAUCUGGGACAGGAUUCAGUCUGGUAAAGAACAUAAUUUCAAUAAAUAUGAUGAUAAAACAUCAGACUCCCUGAAUGUUCCCUAUGACUAUACGUCUGUGAUGCACUAUAGCCAAACUGCAUUCAGGAAUGGGACUGAACCAACUAUUGUGACGAACAUACCAGACUUCAUGGAUGUAAUAGGGCAGCGGAUGGAUUUUAGCGAUUAUGAUCUCCAGAAACUGAAUCGACUGUACAAUUGCUCCUCCUCCCUAAGUUUCAUGGACACAUGCAGUUUUGAACUUGAAAAUAUUUGUGGCAUGAUUCAAAGUUCAGAUGAUAGCAGUGAUUGGCAGCGUUUGUCUCAGGUUCCUACUGGACCUCAUACUGAUCAUACUAACAUGGGAGAAUGUGAAGGUUCUGGCUACUUCAUGCAUUUCAAUACCAGUGCUGUCACACAGGGAAGCACGGCAUUCCUGGAGAGCCGAAUUCUGUAUCCCAAAAGAGGCUUUCAGUGCUUGCAAUUCUAUUUCUAUCACAGUGGAAAUGAAAGCGAUCUGCUCCAUGUCUGGGUCAGGGAGUAUUCUUCAGCCCAUCCAAAUGGUACUUUGAGAUUCAUUGAACAGAUAAAAGGUGCACCUGCAAAUUACUGGCAGCUCCAUCACGUUUCUUUGAAUGUCACAAGUAAAUUCCGGGUGGUGUUUGAAGGUGUGAGAGGAACUGGCUUGUCAAAUGGAGGCCUCUCUAUUGAUGACAUCAACUUGUCAGAAACACAGUGUCCUCACCACACCUGGCAUAUCAGAAACUUCACACAUCUCCUCAACACGAGUCCUGCAGGUCCAGCAGGAAGAAUAUACAGUCCACCUUUUUACUCUAGUAAAGGGUAUGCUUUUCAGGUCAGCUUGUAUGUAAAUGGUACUGCUGAUAACCCAUUUAAUUUAGCAAUGUACUUGCAUUUGAUUUCUGGAGCAAAUGAUGAUCAGUUGCAAUGGCCCUGUGCAUGGCAACAAGGUACCAUGAUUCUGCUUGACCAGCAUCCUGAUAUUCGUCAACGGAUGUCAAACCAAAGAAGUAUAACAACAGACCCUCUGAAAUUAUCAGAUUCUUCAUUAACUUAUGUUUGGGAUAGGCCAGAUAAAGUGGGAUUAACAGCUUCUUUUCCCAAUGGAACUACAUUCAUGAGAGGUCCAGGAAGUGGAAUAAGUGCAUUCUUAACUCAUCAGAGACUUAGAAGCCGCAACUUUAUUAAAGAAGACGGUAUUUAUAUUCUUUUAACAAUGGAAGAUAUAUCACAUCUAGUAUCAGCUCAGCCAAGUGUCUCACCAACCUUUGUCAUGAAUACUUCCACCACCACCACCACCACCAAGCCCACCACCACCACCACCACCACCACGCCCACCACCACCACCACCACCAAGACCACCACCACCACCACCACCAAGCCCACCACCACCACCACCACCACCACGCCCACCACCACCACCACCACCAAGCCCACCACCACCACCAAGCCCACCAUCACCACCACCAACAAGCUCACCACCACCACCAAGCCCACCACCACCACCACCACCAAGCCCACCACCACCACCACAGCUAAGCUUACCACCACCAAAACACCCAUCCCGACAGCCUCUGACACCCUGACCAAAGAGCCAGACAGAGAUACUCCAGAGCCCUGUCCAGACAACCCGUGUGAAAAUGACGGUGUCUGCGUUAUUGUAGAUAGAAAAGCAAUGUGCAGAUGUCCAGCAGGGGACAACUGGUGGUACAUGGGAGAAAAGUGUGAAAGGAAAGGCUCAACUCAAGAAAACACUAUAAUAGCUGUUUCUUCGACCAUAACUGUAUUCGUUGUUAUGCUUAUUGUCACUAUCACAACUGCGGUUUGCCUUAAAAAGAAAUACAGCAAAGGAAAGGAAAAAGUAGAGAGCCUGACUCUAGAAGAAGAAAAUAAAACAUCCUUCUGA
Molecule: messenger RNA, 2475 nt
Organism: Cygnus atratus (black swan)
Lineage: Eukaryota; Metazoa; Chordata; Aves; Anseriformes; Anatidae
Gene: MEP1B
Product: meprin A subunit beta
Exons: 15
Coding region: 1-2475 (824 amino acids)
Biological process (GO): proteolysis
Cellular component (GO): membrane
Molecular function (GO): zinc ion binding; metalloendopeptidase activity; protein binding
Source: RefSeq, a predicted model, not a curated record